ACAACUGAGAGGAAAAAGAACAGGGCUGUUGGGCCUGGCGGGCAAACCUGGGCUGCGGGCUACUGGGCGGGUCCGCGGGGCAGUAUUCAGACCGCUGCGGGGCCCAGGCGCCCGGGGUUCACAUCACAACUCCAGGAGGUGUCUGAGCCAGCGGGCCGGCGAGGAGUAGCGGCCAGUGAGACCCCGCGGGCCAAGACCAUGGGCUGCUUCUUCUCCAAGAGGCGGAAGGCUGAGAAGGAGUCGCAACCGGAGGACGAGGAAGUGCAGCCGAAGCAGUACAGCUGGGACCAGCGCGAGAAGGUUGAUCUGAAAGACUACAUGUUCAGUGGACUGAAGGAUGUAACAGUAGGUCGCUUACCUGGGAAAGUGGCAGGACAACAAUUUCUCAUUCAAGACUGUGAGAACUGUAAUAUCUAUAUUUUUGAUCAUUCUGCUACCGUUACUAUUGAUGACUGUACUAACUGUGUUGUUUUUCUGGGACCCGUGAAAGGCAGCGUGUUUUUCCGGAAUUGCAGAGAUUGUAAGUGCGCAUUAGCCUGCCAACAGUUUCGUGUGCGGGACUGUAGAAAGCUGGAAGUCUUCUUGUGCUGCGCCACUCAGCCCAUUAUUGAGUCUUCCACAAAUAUCAAGUUUAGCUGUUUUCAAUGGUACUACCCUGAAUUAGCUUUCCAGUUCAAAGAUGCCGGGCUCAGUAUCUUCAAUAAUACCUGGAGUAACAUUCAUGACUUUACACCUGUGUCAGGAGAACGCAACUGGAGCCUUCUUCCAGAAGAUGCUGUCGUUCAGGACCAUAUUCCUCUGCCUACUACCGAAGAGCUCAAAGCUGUCCGCGUUUCCACAGAAGCCAGUAGAAGUAUCGUUCCAGUGUCCCGGGGUCAGAGACAGAAGAGCAGUGAUGAGUCAUGCUUAGUGGUAUUAUUUGCUGGUGAUUAUACUAUAGCAAAUGCCAGAAAACUAAUUGAUGAGAUGGUUGCUAAAGGCUUUUUCCUAGUUCAGACAAAGGAGGUGUCAAUGAAAGCCGAAGAUGCUCAAAGGGUUUUUCAUGAAAAAGCACCUGACUUCCUUCCUCUUUUGAACAAAGGUCCUGUUAUUGCCUUGGAGUUCAAUGGAGAUGGCGCUGUAGAAGGAUGUCAACUUAUUGUCAACGAGACAUUCAGGGGGACCAAGAUAUUUGUAUCAGAAAGCAAGGAGACGGCACCUGGAGAUGUAGACAGCUUCUACAAUUUUGCUGAUAUACAGAUGGGAAUAUGAAGUGCAAUGCAGAACCAAGGACUUCGUAUUAAGCCCUUUUCAAUUUGUGUGUUAGCAAUGGCUUUUUUUUUUUAACUGAUGCUAAAAUUGUUAAAGUCAUUUUUAAAAUAAAUUGUUGAAUGCUGCAUCAUUUACAUGAGAUUUGGAAAGAGUUCAUUUUAAAUUAAAUAGUUUUAAUCAGCUUAAAACCCACUUAACCCAGUUCAGUGAGAUUGUAGGUUUUCUCUGCAUAUGAUACUGUUAUUAGAAAACAGAAGUGACUAGCAGUUCAUUAUUUUAAUCCUAAUUAAACGUUCUUUCAAAUCUCUAAUUUACACUUUACUCAGUACUCUAUAAUACUUGUUUGAGAAUAUCUUCCAUUUUCUUUUUUAAUUUAGAAGGAUUUCUUACUAGCUGAUCAGUUAAAAUGAACCUGUGUACAUACAUAUCCAGUUAAAUAUUUGCUUCCUAGUUCCAUAAUAUGGAAAAUGAGAUUUUGUAUACAGAGUUGACAUAAUACUUUGUAAAUUGAAUUUUUUAAUUAAUAGGUAUUUGAUAACCAGUUUUGCAAGUAACUCAUGUUGGUAUAACUGUUUAAAGACUAAACAGUUGUAUGCUUAUUUGAAUAUAUUCCACAUUGUUUAGUUUUUUAAUAAAACUGUUAGAUGACUUUUCUGCUUCCUGGUAGGAAAAGGUAUAUGGAAGAAUGAAACUAUAGAAGCCCAAUCACCAGCAGUUCACAAAGGUGAUUACUGUUUUAUCAACUCUUAUGAGCUAUUAGAAUUAAAACAAAACCUUGCAGCAUUUUUACGUAAGAAAUACUUAAGCAUCUUGAUGAAUUAUGCAGAUUGUUAAGAUGCUAGAUAAAUUCCUAUCAAUCAAUGUUCAAGUCUGAUAAAAAUUAUUUUGGUUGCUUUAAAGCAUUAUUUUCCAAAUCAACCUGAACGUGAUAAUUUACCAGGGGGCAGGAGGGAGCUACUUAUUUAAAAAUCCACAUUCUUGGACCAGUCCUUAGGUACAUCGAUUCAGUGCCCAGGGAAAACUGAUUUGAGAGGGUUGUUGUAACGUAAAGUAAUCAGAAGAUUUUGAUAGGUUGAUCUUGUGAGAAGGGACUGAACCUGCCAUCUACAUCAUGUGCUGUGUGCUUAGUUGCUCAGUUGUGUCUGACCCUUGCAACCCCAUAGACGAUAGCCUGCCAGGUUCCUCCAUCCAUGGCAUUUCCCAAGCAAGAAUGCUGGAGUGGGUUGCCAUUUCCUUCUCCAUACAGAGUAGCUAAUUGGAAGUUAGCUUUCAUAGGUCUAUUUUUAAAUUUAAUUCUAUUUUGAUAAAACUAAGACUGAAAAAAAUCACUUGUAAAAAUUCCUCUUAAAAUUGUAACUAACAAUUUACUUUCAUGUUUGAACUCUUUGUGGAUAUUUUCAGAUUCAUUUACAACUACUGUAUUGUAUGUCCAAUGUUCAGAAAUAAUACAUUAAAAGACUUUUCACUUUAAACUAAUAAGUAAUGUUGACCACCUACCCUGUGCCUCACCUUGUAUUAGCAUCAUAUCAUUUCAGUCUUUUUACAAGAGCAUUCUAUAUUACAUAACCUCUCACUAAAAUAAAAAUGAUUUUAUAAGAUGCAAAUAAAAAUCAGUGAUGGAUUUAAUAUAAUUUUGAUCAUAAUUUACAAAUGAGCUUUGCCAAAUAGCGGUCAGAGGGCAUUAAUUUUUCUCAUAGAUAAGCUAAAUUAAGCAUAUUCUUUCUGAUCAUAAUUAUAUUAUUAAAUCUCAUUAUUCACAGUUUUAAAAAUCAUAAUACUUUUUGUCUUCCAAAAAUAUAGUACAAUGUUAUGCAACGCUAUAGACUGAGUUCUUUAUCUAUGGUAUUUUAGCAAAAACUCAGGAAUAUUACAUAUAAGGCAGAUGCUAAUUUAAAAAUUUCCACUAAAUUUAGUGUCUAUUAACCAAAGCCUAAAAUUUUAUACUCUUCAGUUAGGUAAGAGCUUUUACCCAGAUUUAGUUUGUCUUUUAGGACAGUUUUUGCUUCUGAAUGUUUGAAAAGAUUUUUAAAAAUAAGUAGUACUAUGGUUGUUGUUUCUAUCACCUUAAACCUUGAUUAUGAUUAGUAUUAUACAUUUUAUUUCUGAAUAGCUUUUGGAUUCAUGCAAAUGUAUUAGCAAUGAAAACAGUAAUUUUAUUAAGUUUAUAGAUGUUUGACAUUAUAUUAGCUUAUUUCUCUUGUGUCAAUAGUACUGCUUUUUACUUCUAUAUAUUUAUGUCUAGCUUUUGUAUGUAAUUUAUCUAGUGUUUAUAAAAUGUGAUUUGUAAUAAAUAUUGUCAAAA
This is a messenger RNA of Capra hircus (goat), 3553 nucleotides long. It is a transcript of the gene RP2, whose product is annotated as retinitis pigmentosa 2 (X-linked recessive). The record is from RefSeq and is a predicted model, not a curated record. The transcript is spliced from 5 exons. NCBI's taxonomy places the organism in Eukaryota, Metazoa, Chordata, Mammalia, Artiodactyla, Bovidae. Gene Ontology annotation, molecular function: GTPase activator activity. The coding region runs from base 199 to 1251 and encodes 350 amino acids. Gene Ontology annotation, cellular component: periciliary membrane compartment; cilium. Gene Ontology annotation, biological process: post-Golgi vesicle-mediated transport.